AUGGAUGUCAAAAAUAUCUGCCUCAAUGGUGAUCUUCUCGAGGAAGUCUACAUACAACCUCCCCCUAGGUCUGCUUAUCAGUUCAUAAGCUUCACUUCCAGCUCAUAUGACUCUGCUCUAUUUGUUCGAACCACUCCUAAUGGCACCACUCUUCUUCUUCUUUACGUGGAUGAUAUGAUUAUCAUCGGUGAUGAUGUGGCUGGUAUUCUUAGCCUCAAACAAUUUUUCAAUCGUCAGUUUGAGAUGAAGGACCUUGGAAGUCUCAAUUAUUUCUUAAGGCUUGAAAUCUCUCAUGAUUCCACUAGUUAUUAUUUAUCCCAAGCCAAAUAUGCAUCCAAUCUUCUAGCACGUGCUGGUCUUACUGAUUGCAAGACUACCUCUAUUCCCAUUGAUCCUCAGACUCGUCUCACUCCUUUAGACGGGGAUCUUCUCUCUAAUGCUACUCUUUAUCGCCAGCUGGUAGGUAAUCUUGUCUAUCUCACUGUGACUCAUCCUGACGUUGCCUAUGAUGUCCAUCUUGUUAGUCAGCACAUGUUCCAUGGACUCCACCACUCUACUCACUCUUCUCUCAAGCUUCGUGUUUUUUCUGAUACUGAUUGGGUUGGGGAUCCUACUAAUCGACGCUCCACCACGGGUUUCUGUUUCUUCUUAGGGGAUUCUCUUCUUACUUGGUGUAGCAAGAAACAGUCUCUCACUGCUCACUCUAGUACUGAAGCUGAAUACCGUGCACUUGCUGACACUACUCAGGCUUUUGUGGCUUCACUGGCUCCUUGCUGA
Molecule: messenger RNA, 777 nt
Organism: Camellia sinensis
Lineage: Eukaryota; Viridiplantae; Streptophyta; Magnoliopsida; Ericales; Theaceae
Source: RefSeq, a predicted model, not a curated record